CGUCUGACGUCACGACGUAAGCCUAGCAACAGCGCAGGCUCCCGGCCGAAUCCGUUAUGGCCGCUGCCACCCAGGGGAGGAUGAGAGGGGUCGCCCAAGCGAAGCUGCUGCCGGGGCAGGGUAUCCAUGUCCCUGCGGGGCUGGCGCAGCCGCUGGUGCUAGCGCUCCUGCUUGCGUCCGCCACGCUGUCCAGUGUUCUAUCACAGAGUGAUUCACUGAGCCGAACUGUACUCAAUCCAGAUAUUUCUACUCCAGAUCUGAAAGUUUCCUUACAUGAAGACCAAACCAAACUUCCUGUCUCCCAGAUCAGUACCACUCUCCAUCCCACAACCAGUACAGAGAAAAGUGGAAGAGCAUCUUUGGCCCCUCAUCCGUCCCCUACUGUUUCUCUGUCCCAAGAGGAAGCUGAUAAUGAAGAUCCUAGCAUAGAGGAGGAGGAUCUCCUCACACUGAAUAGUUCUCCGUCCACAGCCAAAGACACUCUGGACAAUGGAGAUUAUGGAGAACCAGACUAUGACUGGACCACCAGCCCCAGGGACGAUGAGUCUGAGGAGGCCUUGGAAGAAGACCGGGGUUACAUGGAAAUUGAACAGUCGGUGAAAGCUAUUAAGACCCCAUCCUCAAAUAUGGAAGAGGAAGACAGCCAUUUCUUUUUUCAUCUUAUUAUUUUUGCUUUUUGUAUUGCUAUUGUUUACAUCACAUAUCACAAUAAAAGGAAGAUUUUCCUUUUGGUUCAAAGCAGGAAAUGGCGUGAUGGUCUUUGUUCCAAAACAGUGGAAUAUCAUCGUCUAGACCAGAAUGUUAAUGAGGCAAUGCCUUCUCUGAAGAUUACCAAUGAUUAUAUUUUUUAAAGCACUGUGAUUUGUUUGCUUAUUAUGUAAUUUUAAUUGCUUGAUGUUUUUAUAUGAUAUUGUGCAGAUGUUUGCCAUAGGCAAUUGGUACUAAAAUGAGAGGAGGGUCUCUCUUUAUUUUGCCUUGGGGCUUUGGAAAUUAAAUGUCACAAACAAGGAGUAUAUAAUUUUUUAUCUACACUUUUAGAACCGAAUUCAAUUAGGUGUCCAAAAUGUGGAGCUAAGCAUUGCUUUUUAUUUCAUCAUUUUAGAUUUCUUUAUCAUACUUCUUCUGGAAGUAUUAGUAAUGCUACUUUUAAAAGAUCCCAAACUUGUAACUAAAUUCUAAAAUAUCUGGUCUGGUAUCCAAAUACUAUGUUUUAAGCACACAUUUCUUUGUGCUCCUAAACUGUGAAGUACAAGGAAAUAUGUGAUAAUGCUUUGCUUUUAAGUAACAUUUUUUCUUUCAGAAAAACUGCUUUGGAUGUUUUUUGGUAAUUUAAAUAUAAUUUAAAGUAAUGAUAUUGCUCAUACUGAUCACAGUUUUAGGUAACACAUUAAAUAUGUUUAGAAAUUUUGGCAAUAGAGACUCCGCAAUUUGCAGUGGAUAUAGAUAAAAUGCUAUAGAGAUACUGUUUUUUUUUGUUUGUUUGAAUUACUGAAUUAAGUUUAAAGGUAGAAAUUGUGGUAAAAUAGUAAAUACACAUACAAUUGCUUUCAUUUAGCAAUUGAUUGUAGCAUGGGUUCCUCCAGGCUUUUCAAGCAAAGGCAGAGUUUAAAAUUAUAUGAGAUUUGUUCACUUGGUUUAUUAUUUUAUAGUAAGUUUGAAUAAAUCUUAGAGGCCGUUAUCACUUAAAUAUACUGUAUCUAGGUCUUUCAAAUUAAAAUUGUAUGUGAAUGAAGUUGUUUGUAUACAUAAAGGAUAUAUGUGUACACUGACUAUUCCCCCGGCCCCUCCCCCCCAUUAUUUGUUUUAUUGUCUUUGUUUAUUCACAGCGACUGGAAAUUAUUUACUGUAUUUCAUUUUAGUUUAUCUUUCUAUCUUAAAGAAUUGAUUAAUAUGUAAAUAUGUGAUUUGAACCAUGGUUGACUUACAAGUGUCACUGUACAACUUUUUAGAGAACAUAACCCCUGCUAUACUUUAAACACCUACUCACAAAGCCCAGGGCAAGUUAGUGGGUGUGCACUUUGUAUAGAGAUGGAAGAAAUAGGGCAGUCCAACAUCUCUCUCCAGUGGACAUUUUAUUGUCCUAAUAAGGAAGGGAAGCACAAUGGAAAUACACAUGAACUGUUUUAUUGCAGUAAUUUUUUUCAUAUCUGAAAUUGUAUUAUUUAAUAUUUUGAAUAAAAAUUUAAAAAAUAAAUGGCAAAGAUAUAAACCCA
Molecule: messenger RNA, 2213 nt
Organism: Choloepus didactylus (southern two-toed sloth)
Lineage: Eukaryota; Metazoa; Chordata; Mammalia; Pilosa; Megalonychidae
Gene: C13H5orf15
Product: chromosome 13 C5orf15 homolog
Exons: 3
Coding region: 57-851 (264 amino acids)
Source: RefSeq, a predicted model, not a curated record